Zerene cesonia (dogface butterfly) is the source of this 541-nucleotide messenger RNA. Its product is annotated as cecropin-like. The record is from RefSeq and is a predicted model, not a curated record. Gene Ontology annotation, cellular component: extracellular region. The transcript has 2 exons. The coding region runs from base 72 to 263 and encodes 63 amino acids. NCBI's taxonomy places the organism in Eukaryota, Metazoa, Arthropoda, Insecta, Lepidoptera, Pieridae. Gene Ontology annotation, biological process: antibacterial humoral response.
GGUACAAUCUAUCUCAUAAACGUACAUGUCUUCUAUAUUGCGAAACGCAAUACACUUAAUUAAAUACAAUAAUGGACUUUUCGAGGAUAUUUUUCUUUGUGUUCGCCUGCAUUUUGGCAAUGAGUAUGGUGGACGCUAGCCCUAAAUGGAAGUUGUUUAAAAAAAUCGAACACAUGGGACAGAACAUUCGAGAUGGAAUCAUCAAAGCAGGGCCAGCGGUAGAAGUAGUGGGCCAGGCAUCAUCAAUUUAUAAGGGAAAAUAGUGAAGCACCUCCUGAAUUAAUAUUAAUUUCUUAAUAGUCAAAUGCACCUGAUACAUAGGUACAGCGCAUGAAAGCAUAUUACACUCUAUUAUUGGAAUUUACAAUUUUGUUUAUAAUAAUAAUCGAGCAUUGUUCUCUAGCCCCAUGAUAAUAAUUGACCCUUUUCUGUCUUUCUAGUGCGUCUAUGAUAUUGUAUAUUUUACUCAACAUUAUUUAUUUGUUAACUAGAAUAAUGAAAAAGUUAAGUAUUACUUUGUAAAUAAAUAUUUUAAAUGAUU